Molecule: messenger RNA, 2037 nt
Organism: Drosophila innubila
Lineage: Eukaryota; Metazoa; Arthropoda; Insecta; Diptera; Drosophilidae
Gene: VhaAC45
Product: V-type proton ATPase subunit S1
Exons: 5
Coding region: 182-1333 (383 amino acids)
Cellular component (GO): proton-transporting V-type ATPase complex
Source: RefSeq, a predicted model, not a curated record
UCGACUUAUCGCACUCGCUAUCGGUCAGCUGGUCCACCAUCACAUGACCUGUCAUAUGAAAACUUUUUCACUCUGACAGCGCUAAUCGACGUCGGGCCGUGCAAAUCGAAAACUUUUUUACACUUUUCGUUUGUAGUUUUUGUUAAUUUUUGUGCGUCCACAAAGCGAUCCAGGCAACAAAAUGUUGUGGAAAUCGCUGAUUGCGUUGUGCGUCAUUGGAGUCGCCUUGGCGGAGCAAACGCCCGUUUUUCUCUGGGGCGCCAACAGCCCCUCGAAGCCCUCGUUGCGCACAGUGCCACAGGCGGAGUUUAAAGAGCAGCUGGCGACUUUGCUGAAAGAUCACAUGGUUGUGGCCUUCGAGGAGAAUGGCUUGAGCAACAGGGACUUCAUGUGCACGGAUGCCGAGUCCAAGUCGUGCUACGCUCAGCUCCAGGGUGUGAGCCCCAAGACCUAUUACACCAGCGUGGAGAAUCCCUCCGAGGCUCUGCGUGCUGCCGCCCAGAAGCGUGAGCACAACAGCAUCGAUGCCCAUGGUCAGCUGGUGCAUCCCAUCAAGUGCGAUGUGGGAUCAGCUAUCUUUGUGUCCUUCGAGGAUGCUGCCGAUACACGCGCUUCCACUCUGCAGUCACAUGACAAUGCUAUUGCCGCUAUCAGCCAGCAGUUGGAGUGCAAUGUGGCUUAUCUGUAUCUGGCUGCUCCAUCAACUGCAGCAACUGUGCAGCGUCGUGUGCGUCGUUGGACUGCGAAUGAGGUGGAUGGCUACAGAUUCAUCAGUGGCAAUCAGUUUCAAAUCACCUUCACCGGUGUCAAGUACAACCAGCAAGCGCUUACGGUCUCAGCCAUGUCCAUUACCAACUCAACUACACCCAACACCAAAUUCAGUGUGUCUCUUACAACCAGCGAUGCCGGCAAAGCCAUCACCUUCGAUAUCGUUUAUAGCUCAGAUGGUUACUAUAAUCUGACCAAUGCGGCCUACGAUGGCCAAGUAUUCCGUACACCUGGACUCAAUGCACCCACCACCUUCUCCUUUGCCUGCGGCAACAUGACCUGGUACACGAAACCCACUACAUCGAACAAGGUCAACACGCUGACAUGGAGCUCACUGCAGUUCCAGGCACCGUUCAGUGCCAAGGCCAAGGAAGGCUUCAUCUUUGGCGAUUCCUGGGAUUGUGUUGGCUUUGUCACGCCCGGCAUUCUGAUGGGUCUGUUUGUGGUUGUGCUUCUGCUGGUAAUUGUGUUCCUUGGUCUGUGCUGGAUGAUGGACAUCAAGACAAUGGAUCGGUUCGAUGAUCCCAAGGGCAAGACCAUCACGAUCAAUGCCGGUGCUGAAUAAGCAGCUUAACUUAUUUCAUUGCGUCAUGUUUUCAGCAUCAUUUAAUGCCACAUUUGAAAACUGUGCGUAUAUUCAAUAUUCAUUCCUACCUUCAGCAACAUAAUAUGUUAUCGAUAUAAUACUUAAACAAUACCUAUAACAAAAACUUAAACAAAAGAAAAAAAAAAAUCAGGAAAUUAGCGCUCACAAUCUAUAGAUCAUAUAUGUUGUAUAUUGAAUGCAUAUGUAAACAAUUUUCGCCCCCAAAGGUCGAGUUUGGGCGGAGGAGCACGCUCAGCAUCAAAUUCCCACCACCUCAAAACACACGUGACUCCCCUCGCCACACACUCACCUUUGUGGCCGAUAAAUUGUCAAACGACUUGUUGUUGUUGUGUUGCUUGCAACGACUUUGUUGAGCUCUGUGGCUGCUACAUUUGGUGGCAGUAUUUCCUUUAAGUUUAAUAUUCGAAAGAUAUGCACAAAAACUAACGAAAAAAGACGCACAGUGUAUGUGUGUGUGUAAAAGAUUGUAUAUGAGUGUGUGUAGAUGCAAUUGUUUAAUUCUAAGCGUUUUUUUUAUUUUAGUUAUUGUUUAUCAGUAUGCGAACAUUUAUAAUUUAUGCCCUUGUAUGAUAACUUAUCAUUUAUGUACUGUACACACUGUUCCGUUAUCUAUGCGAAACUCCAGCGCCCAAAUAAAGUUUUUCAAUUGUUUUACAAACAUA